Molecule: messenger RNA, 1512 nt
Organism: Meriones unguiculatus (Mongolian gerbil)
Lineage: Eukaryota; Metazoa; Chordata; Mammalia; Rodentia; Muridae
Exons: 3
Coding region: 532-1092 (186 amino acids)
Source: RefSeq, a predicted model, not a curated record
UCAGGGUCAUCCUUACCUCUGCAAUGAGUUAGAAGCCAGCUUGGGCUACAUGAAACUUUAUCUCAAAACAAAAGCAAAACCCAAAUCCAAACCAAUUAGUGUUCUAAGAAGAGGCACACCACGUUGAGGCCUCAAUGAGGGGUAGGGCAGCUCUUAGAGGUAGGAGAAGCUCCUUGGAGACACAAAAGGAACAGGGUUUAAGACGGUGAAUGCGUGGUGGUCUAGCACUGAGUUGGGGGUUAGCAACUGGGUGGAGCUAGGUGGAGUGCAUCAGAAGAGGCCAGUGUGAAUGGAAAGAGUUGAAGUGGUAUUGGAGAUGAGCUGGGAACAGCUUCCACAGGGGACUGAUUGUUGGUUAGAGGGGAAGUAGAAAUGAGGAUGAGGAUAGAGGUUGGUGUGCAGUGAGGUAGUGGAGAAAGAUCCAGCUCCCCAGAACUUUCUCCCUCCCCAGCUGACCUGCUCUGUUCCUGGGAAGAGGACCGAAAGUUGGUCCUGCGUGGCUGGUCCCUCGUCUUCAUCUUCCUGGCGACCAUGUUGGUGUUCAGCGUGGUGGAUGGUCGGAUGGCCUAUGUGCAUGGUCCAUACACUGGUGUCAUUGGCCUCUGGAUUGACUGCAGGAGGCAUAAGUGUGCCAACGUGGGCCAAGUCACUGUUUACAUUCACAUGAGCAAGGGUUUCAUAUUUCUGGCCCUGGCACUAUGCCUCAUCCUCCUGCCCAUCAUGUUCCUCUCCUUCCGACCAGUCUGCCGCCGCCUGAACAAGAUCGAUUUCGUCUUCAGUUUCCUCAGCAUUGGCAUCGGAACUCUGUCCUUCCUCAACCAAGUGCGGAUAUGGAGCUACAGCACGCCCUUCGUGGAGCGGAGGCUCAGCUACUUCCGUUGGGCCUCAAGACACCGCUUGCUGCACCUGCUGCUGCGUGGCAGUUCGGACAGGAGCUCAGAGCGCACCGGUUCUCCUGAAAGCAGCUCUGUGAACUACCAUGGGACUCCCCAAAAGAGAGACUUCGAAAUUUCUCAGGAUUCUGACGAGUCCCCGCGGCCAGAUGCCUCUACUUCUGUCUCCGUGACUCCGUCUCCAUCAGACCUCGCUUGAGGUCCCAUACUUCCCCUGAGCAGGAAGAACCCUAGGGAGACAGGUGGCAAGCCCCGCCCCCGCGCUAAAGUCCACCCCUUGCGGCCAGAGUUUUGGCAGGGACCCCACUCUGGAAGUCCUCCAGCACUCUCAGAGACGGCUAUGUCCCUAUGUGAAGACACUGGUCCAUGGUCCGGAGCAGCGGGAGCAGCGUGGCUGCUUUCCCCGAGCCGGGCGAUGCUCCGCCCCACAGGCCACGCCCCUGAGCCACUCUUCAUCCGUUGGUCCAGCCCCACCCAAGAUGUCCCCUCUAGGGACCAAAGACGGACACUUUGCAACCUAGCCUUGGGGGCAGUCCCCGCCCUUCUGUGGACAGACCCUUCCCUAGGAAGUCAAGACUUGAUAUAACAUGCCUGCCCCCCUUCCUGGCUUCCCCGACUC